Ambispora gerdemannii is the source of this 5838-nucleotide messenger RNA. Lineage: Eukaryota; Fungi; Glomeromycota; Glomeromycetes; Archaeosporales; Ambisporaceae. The record is from the annotation of a GenBank genome assembly.
AUGGCCUCUGCAGGAACGGGGUCACCUGAAAAGACAUCGGUAUCUGUUGCACUUCGAAUACGACCACUAACAAAUGAGGAUUUAAAAAAUCUUCCGACACGAUUUCAACGCCAGGUUAUAGCGACCUCGCCGUUUGUACCAAACCAAGUUAUUAUACAUGCUGAUAAGAAACUAACGUUUUCAUUUGACAACGUAUUCGGCCAAGAAGCCACGCAAAAAGAUGUUUUUGAAAAAGCGGUUGUAGGUUUAGUGGAUAAAUUCAUAGAAGGAUACAAUGCAACAAUCCUCGCGUAUGGUCAAACAUCUUCGGGUAAGACACACACAAUGGGUACUGCCGAUAAUGCCAGUCAGUUACCCGAAACUAAAGGCAUUAUCCCAAGAGCUAUGGCGAAUCUUUUCUCCUCGAUAAACUCGACGCAAUAUAGAACGCGCAAGUUUGCAAUAAAAGUCUCAUUUAUAGAGAUUUACAAUGAAGAUCUGAUAGAUCUGCUGGGUGAACGAGAUGGGGAACAGAGACCGCAAAUUACAAUAAGAGAGGAUAAUAAGGGAAAUAUUUUAUGGAGUGGUCUGCAAGAAUUCCGAGUUAAUUCUGUGGAAGAAGUGAUGGGGCAUUUAGCUCGAGGAUCGCUAAAUCGACAAGUCGGUGCUACAGAAAUGAAUGUUGUAUCAUCUCGAUCGCAUGCAAUAUUUUCAGUAACAUUAACUCAGCAGAAAUUUGUUCCAGCAAACGGAGGUUCUGCAAGUCCAAUACAUAAUCCUCCAACACCCUUAUCAGCUACUAUUCCUUCGUCAACUGUACCACGAUCAGCAUCAAGAUCGGGUUCUCGAAUGAGUAAAAGACUUGACGAGGGAGAUUGGGUCUCUGUUUCGAGUAAAUUCCACUUUGUUGACUUGGCUGGUAGUGAACGGCUAAAAAGAACUUCUGCGAUAGGUGAACGCGCGAAAGAAGGAAUUUCUAUAAAUUCCGGCUUACUUGCCUUAGGAAACGUUAUUUCGGCUUUAGGUGAUCCAUAUAAAGCCAAACAUCAAAAACACAUUCCAUAUCGGGACUCAAAACUGACACGUUUAUUGCAAGACUCUCUGGGUGGAAAUGCACAGACUCUAAUGAUCGCAUGUGUAUCGCCGGCUGAAUACAAUUUAAACGAAACGGUGAACACGAUAAAGUACGCCAAUCGUGCACGUAACAUAAAAAAUCAAGCAAGAGUUAACGAAGAGGAAUCUGGCUGGCAAGAUCUGGAGCAUUUGCAAAGCCUAGUAAUAAAGCUUCGAAACGAGAUUAGGGGAUUAAAAGAAAAUGGUGUUGGCUCAAGAUCUGCCUCUAGAGCCGAAUCAAUAACCUAUUCAGGCCGAAGUACUCCUAUAAAUGGAUUUGAAUCACCCACUCACACGCGACAGCUAUCUAAUGAUGGUCCUGUUCCUUUUGCCAAUGCCAAAGACAAGGAUGUUGGACUGCUAGAAGAACAGCUCAAGCAGUUACAACAAUCUUACUUUGAGCUCUCGCAAAAAUAUGCUAAGUCUAAUGCCGAACUUGCAAAACAUCAAGACAAUUUCGAUGGCGUUAAUAACCCUCAACAAGCCUUAUCAUCUAUCGUAGAAGAGGAGGAGAAAAAUUUCAUGUUAAGAGCUACCGACAGUUUCCAAGAAGCUGUAGAGCCUGUGAUCAAGGAAUACGAAAUUUCUAUCACGAAGUUGGAAGGCGAAUUAGCAUUUUCUCGUGCUGCUGUGAAGUAUAACGAGACCAAGAUGCUAGAACAAGAGAAUAAACUCAAAUACGCAGAGGAAUUAAAUCGUCGAAAUGAGAACUGGAUCAAAGACCUUUCAAUGAAAAUAGUAAAGAUAACCGAAAGAGAGUCGACAACAGAACGAUAUAUCAAAGAUCUUGAACAAAAGCUACAAGAACAUUCUACGGACCAACAAAAGGAUCUAGAGUUGAUUACGGAAUUGCGAGGCAAAAUAACUCAACUCAAGACAAGUGGUGCAAAAAAUGAAAAUUAUAUUCAAGAUCUUGAAAUGCGCCUUGUUAAAAGCGAUGAACAAAUUGCCGAACUUUCUAAAUCGGCUGAGGAACUUGAAAAAAGGCUGCAAGAGCGAGAAUCAGCGUAUAAAGUAUUACAGAAUAAAUUGAAACAAACAGAAGAUGAUACGGAUCGAAUAAAACUCAUCAAUGAGAUCAGUGAUCGAGAUCGGCGAAUUACAAUGCUUGAGAAAAAGGUUGAAGAUCUUGUUUAUGAGAUCGAUAAACUGAGGAAGUUUACGGAUCAUGAUCAUGAAACGGUUCAUGAGGGUUCCAUCUCGACUAGUUCUUCUCCAUCUUUUGAAGAUACUCCCUUCUCAACCCCACCAAGCUCAAACACUCCUACGCCGGUGGGUGCUAUGUCUGACCGUUUCGCCAUCGCAGAGCUCGAAUCAAAGCUAUCUGAACUUCAGAAAAAGCACAAUGAAGUAUUGUCUGCUUUAACGGAGCUCAAAGAAAAAUAUAACGAAAGUCUUCGUGACAAUGAAGAACUUCAUCAGCUUUUAAACGAAACUAAACUUUUAAGUAUCCAUGUAACUGAUUCGGAACCAAAUACCCCUGGCUUAUUUCCUAAUGAGUCCGGAUCCGACUCUCUUACCGAUUCCUUGAAACUGCAUCGUAGAGCCAGAUCCCUAUCUAACGAGAUUAAUGGUAGUGAUAAAGCAGAGCUUGUAAGUGCUGUUAUUGUUCAAAAUUUAGAAAUUGAAUUGAAACAAAUGGAGAUGCUACAUGAUGAAAAGACAAAAGGUCUUGAAGAUGUUAAGCAAGAACUUGCUCGACUUGAGAUGAAUCACCGUGAAAAUCUUGAAAUUGUUGAGGAACUUCGUGAUGAAAUCAAGAAACGUGACGAACUUGCGCAAAUCGAGGUUAUGUCGGUUCAUGCGGCUUCAGAAUAUACUGAAGGAAACUUUUGUGGGUAUAGCGGAUUUUCUGCUACAACCAGCGAAGUCGACCAACUUGAUAUUGUCCAGCGUCUUCGAGAUGAAGUCGAGCAACUCAAGGAUGAGCAGCGCCGUACUAUGGAAGUUCUUUCCGAACAUCCAAGGAUUGCUAAAAACGACCAAGUCUUGAAAUUGGAGACGGAAAUCGAGCACCUAAAAGCCGAAUUACAAGUUGCUAGAGAAGCCAAAGAUGAAAUUGUGGAUUAUAAUGUGGAUUCAAGUGAAAAUUUGGAUAACCUCAAAACGGAUACUAAGGAACAUGUCAUUGAGCUUGAAGCCAAGGUAAAAGAGCUUGAAGAAAAACUUGAAGAAGCUCAUGAAAUUAAACGCCAAGAAAACGUCGCUGAGGCUGCUGCACGACUUGAAGGUGUUCCAAUUCAAAUUGAAGAAGUCAAAGACGAAGAAACAACAUCAGAUUCAAAUGAUGAGUCCGCAGCUCUUCAACAACAAAUGGAAAAACUUCAAGGUUUAAUCGAAGCAAAGAGUCAAAUUAUUGCAACUUUAUUGCUUCCUUCUGUCGAGCAUCAGAAUACAAUUCGAAGAUUAGAAGAUGAGUUACAACAAACUCAAGAAGCACUUCGUCGAUCUAUAGUGGAAAAGAGAGAAACUAGUGAUGCUCAAAAUGACGAAACAAUCAAAACCUUUGAAGAAAAAAUCAAAGAUCUUGAUACACAAAUUACAAAGGCGAAAGAAGCUCAACAUGUUCCUACACCCCGAAGUUCCAAUAUACAUGUCAGUGAUCCGAUGAACAAAAAUUUAGACGCUUUAUACGAUAAACUUAAAGUUUUACAAAAGGAACUGGCAGCAAAAGUAGAGACAAUUCCGAUGCUAAAAGAUGAACAAGAUCUAGUCAAUACUCUUCAAGAGCAACUUGACACAUUAAAAUCAGAUAUUAAACGUAAAUACGAAUUAAUUGAUAUGCUUAAACGAGAUCUGGCAGAUAAAAGUCUUUUGCAGCAACGAUUAAAGACAAAAGAAACCGAGGUUGAAAGUCUCAAAGCUAAAUUAACAGAAGUUCUCAAAAAAGAAGAAGCAAUAGCCCUUGAGAUUAAUGAAUUGGAGGAUCAAUUAGAAUCAGAAAUAAACGGUGGUAAUUUAGAUCAGCUUGAUAUAAAAAAUCAAAUAUUGGUUCAAAAGAAAUUAAAUAUUCGUCUUCAAUCUGAACUGGAUCAAGUUAAAGAGGAACUAAAGGCUGCUCUAGCAUCCAGAGAAAAUCGUUCUGAAGAAACUGAAGAAUUAUCACAAUUAUUAACCGAUACAUUACGGCAAAGUGAUGAAAACGCUCAACGAGCAGAUGAACUCGCACGUGAACUUGAAGAAUUGAAAAACGGUUCAAAUAAAGAUGAUACAAUGGAUCAAGGUCGUAUUCUUGAGCUGGAACAAGCUUUGAAACAACUAGCAGAUAAAAACAAUGAAAUUAAACAGCUUAAACAACAAGAAGAACAAUUUCAAAACGAACUUGUAUCUUUUGCCGAUGAAUUUUCAAAAGCUGAAUUAAAAUAUGAGGAAGCUGAAGAAAUUUCCAGACAACAAAAACUUCAGAUUGCUGAUUUAAAAGCUGCCCUGGAGGGAGCAAAAAAUUCGAUUCCGAAAGAAAACACACAUGGUGAAGACGACAAUUCCAAUAUACAGGAUUCCAGUUCACUAAAUCCUACACUUUCAAAACUGAAGACUGCUAAUGAAAAACUGAGAGAUACAAAUGACCAGUUGACUGCCAAGAUAACAGAAGCAGAGAAACAUAUUGCGACAUUGACUGAAAAGACAAAGAAAUUGGAAAAAGAACUAACAGAUACCAAAGAGAUAAAUGAAUUACACGAAAAAAUUAAAGAACUCGAAGCCGAAAAAGAAGGAUUAGAACAGGCCAACAAUUCAUUCUUUGAAGAACGUGGCAGACUUGACCAAAGAAUCGAAUCUUUAAUGCAGCAAUUGGAAACAGUUGGCGCUGGUGGAAACAAGGCAGCAGCUACAAUAGCUGAACAAAAUCAUAAAAUAGUUUCUCUUGAAAAAGAACUCGCUUCUUUGAUUCAAAGGUCGAAGGAAGAAUCAGAUGAAAUGGAACAAGAAAUCGAACGGUUAUUAUUGGAAAAUGAGGAAAGAAUUGCUCAAGAAAAAGAAAACGAGUUAAAGUCACCUGGAAGUGGCACAGAAAUUGAUAAUUUACAAUCAAAGUUGACAGAACGAGAAAAUAAACUCUCACAACAAAAUUCACUCAUUAAAUCUCUUCAAGAGAAAAUUUCUGAAUUAGAGCAGAGAUCCAAUGACAGUGAUACUAAUUCAUCUCGUGGGGCUCCACAAAACAACAAUGUGGGAGUAUCUGCAGAUCCCGAUGCAGUCGACAGCUUCAGAAUGUCAACAUUAUCAACAUCUUCAAAUUCCUCCGAUAUAAUGAGGAAGGGUUCGUAUCGACCGACUAUUGCAGGAAACCUUGGUCCAGGUACUCCCUCGAUAUCUGGCUAUAGUACUCCAAUUCCACCUCCACCACGUUCCCCAUUACCACCACGCUCUGAAUCUGCAAUGUCAAAAACAAACGUGUCAGAUACAAACACGACACGUGAUGAUCUUGCACAAGAAAUUCAAAAACUUCACAAGAAGAUCGCAAAAAUGGAAGGUGAAAACAUUCAAAGUCGACAACUCGUUGAAGAUCUAAAAUCAAAACUUAGUGACUCAGAGACAAAUGUUCGAGUUGCAACACAGCAACUGGGUGUACUGCAAAGCGAAAAACAAGAUUAUGUCGAGCAAAUCAAGACAUUACGAAAACAACUUGAUGAUGCAAGACAUGCUGUAGAACAUACAAAGUCAACGGUGGAAGAAGAAAAGAAGGCAUUGGAAAAUUGGGCUUCAGAAAUCCCAUACAUCAAUUCACUGGCAUUUCUUCUUUGGUAG